GAGGUCCUGUGGCGACAGCCGAGCCGGAGGCUGCUGCUCCCGGCUCUCUGCCGUGGGUUUGGCCGCUCCAUCCCUGUUUUUGGAAGGAACGGCUUCAGGGUCCGGGAGGAGGAGGCUGCGCAGGAUUUCACAGAUAAGUUCUGCAUCGAGCCCACGGCUUCUGUGAGGUCUCCACGAGCCCCUAUGGACAGGCUCCAUCCAUGCCAGGGCUCCAAGGAUGUCUGAGCCACUGCCUGGGGGCUCACAGGCUUGAGCUCUGAAAGGGGAGGGAUGUGCCCCACAGCACCUCCCUGUCCCCGUUCCUGCCUAGAUGGGGACCCGCUGCCCAGCGCCAUGAGGACCAACCGCUGCAGCCACCUGCCUGGAGUGCCUCCAGCCCAUCCACACCCUCCAGCCCCCGAUGGAAAGAGCCUGCCUGGCAGCAGCGGGGGCCUGGCCACCAGCUGUCCCCAGUAUGUCAUGCAGGUGUCCUCCAAGGAUGGGCAGCUGCUCUCCUCCGUGGUGCGGACCCUGGCCGUGCAGAGCAGCCCCUUCAAUGACCGGCCCAUCUGCAGGAUCUGCCACGAGGGCAGCAGCCACGAGGAGCUGCUGUCCCCCUGUGAGUGCACGGGGACCUUGGGGACCAUUCACCGCAGCUGCCUGGAGCGCUGGCUGUCCUCCUCCAACACCAGCUACUGUGAGCUCUGCCACUUCAGGUUUGCGGUGGAGCGCAAGCCCAGGCCCCUGGUGGAGUGGCUGAGGAACCCAGGCCCCCAGCACGAGAAGAGGACUCUCUUUGGGGACAUGGUGUGCUUCUUGUUCAUCACCCCGCUGGCCACCGUCUCCGGCUGGCUGUGCCUGCGAGGAGCUGUGGACCACCUGCACUUUAGCAGUAGGCUGGAAGCUGUUGGCCUCAUUGCACUCACUGUGGCACUCUUCACUAUUUACCUCUUUUGGACCCUGGUGUCCUUCAGGUACCACUGCCGGCUGUACCACGAGUGGCGUCGGAACAAUCAGCGGGUGAUGCUCCUCAUCCCAAAAUCUGCCAACGUCCCCUCCACCCAGCAGUCCCUGCUGGGCCUGCAGCCCCUCAAAAGGAGCUCCAAGGAGACAAUCGUGUGAUUUGGGGUGCAGCUGCACACUACAGGAGGUUUGUUUUUCCUCAGACCCAUCGGGGUCGGGCACCCAGCACCCAGGAAUGUGCAAUUUGGAUUUACAGACUGAGUGCAGAGGGAUAAACCACAGUCAGAAUUCUAAGUCAUGGAUGCUGCAAUCAUCCUGUGGCAUUUGCUAAGCUGCCAAACGUGUUCAGUGAGCAGGGACCCUAUGGAUUCUGCAAAUAUGUUAAUUGUUGCGUCAUCGAGUGAUGCAAACUUUUUUUAUUGUUUAAAGUAUUAAACUAUGGUAAUUAACAAUGCAAAACAGGUUUUAAAAGUGCUUUGUUUUUAUGAUUUCUCGCUCCUGCAGUACUGUUUCUUUAGGCAGCUGGACAGUAACCAGUAUUUAUUUCUGCUUCCUAAAGCGCAGCAAUGGCAUUUCCUCAUUUGAUUUUAUCUCCAGGUCCAUUAUACCAAUGUUUUGAUUAUUAAAAUCUGUGUGCAACGAGCUCUACAAAUUGGCACAUUAUUUAAAUGCUACAAAGUGAUUGGAAAAUUGUAUUACCCGUUUCCUAUUUGGCAGGGAAGGUCUGACAGGAAGAUUCUUCAGUUAUGACUCUAGCAUGCGCAAGAGAAAAAUUACACAAAUUGCAAUAAUCUUCCUGUCAAAAAUAUUAUAGUACAUAGCACUCAGGAAAAAAAAAAGAUAUUCUACUUUUCCAUGAAGAAGCACCACCAUAUUCUUCAGUGAAGUGCACAUUCUGCUGGUGUGAAUUCAAACUUAGCGAACAUAUCCUGCAUUUAUACCAGGCUGAAUUUAACUCUACAGCUUACUUUUGUGUAGGGAAAGCUCUGCAUACAUAAUGAAUGAGAUCAUCAGAUAAGUUUUAGGAAGCAGGCACUCAUCUUGCAUGAAG
This is a messenger RNA of Camarhynchus parvulus, 1993 nucleotides long. RefSeq names its product membrane associated ring-CH-type finger 3 (gene MARCHF3). NCBI's taxonomy places the organism in Eukaryota, Metazoa, Chordata, Aves, Passeriformes, Thraupidae. Gene Ontology annotation, biological process: protein ubiquitination. The record is from RefSeq and is a predicted model, not a curated record. The transcript is spliced from 6 exons. Bases 271 to 1101 code for a protein of 276 amino acids. Gene Ontology annotation, molecular function: ubiquitin-protein transferase activity; zinc ion binding.